Sorghum bicolor (sorghum) is the source of this 3974-nucleotide messenger RNA. RefSeq names its product tyrosine-sulfated glycopeptide receptor 1. Gene Ontology annotation, biological process: protein phosphorylation. Gene Ontology annotation, molecular function: ATP binding; protein kinase activity; protein binding. The coding region runs from base 544 to 3726 and encodes 1060 amino acids. Lineage: Eukaryota; Viridiplantae; Streptophyta; Magnoliopsida; Poales; Poaceae. The record is from RefSeq and is a predicted model, not a curated record. The transcript has a single exon.
AAAACUUAAUUGCACAGUUUGCCUGUAAAUCGCGAGAUGAAUCUUUUAAACUUAGUUACUGACAAUGUUUGUCAAAUAAAAACGAAAGUGCUACAGUAGCGAAAUUCAAAAAAAAUUCACAACUAAACAAGGCCUAUGUCAAAUCAGAGCAGACUGUAGACACUCAACAAGGAUGAUUCAAUGAUGACUGGACAGAGGAAAAUAUUUUGUACGGCCAGGAAGCUUCGUCAGUUGGAUUCCUAGUGGACCACAGCAGAUAGCCACCAAUGAAACAUCUAGGUGUGAACAAGCGAGCUGCUGUGUUUUUUGUUGCAUAUAAAUAUAAUAGAAUCAUAAUGAAGACUUUGUUGUACCAUCUAAUCCUUGCCUCCAUUUUUCUUUGUGGUGGACACUACUAGAAGGGAUCAGCAAGAUGGAACCAGCAGCCCUUCCUUCUUCUACCUUAUGUUCUUCCCCGGUUACACCAUAUUAUAACUUUGUCUAGAUUGGGCACAAGUUAUGAAGUUAAGCGUCUGGUUUCCAUGCUAGUUUCAAUAGGAAGCCAUGCAGCCACUCCAUUUUUCAUACAAGAAGUACAACAUUGGUUUACCCCUACCUGUCCUUGCCGUUUCUCUUGUGCUGCUGCUCUCCUUGGCCACCCCCAUCAGUUCUUGCACGGAGCAGGAGAAGACAUCUCUCCUCCAGUUCCUUGAUGGGCUCUGGAAGGAUUCUGGUCUCGCCAAGUCAUGGCAAGAAGGAACUGAUUGCUGCAAAUGGGAAGGGGUCACCUGCAAUGGAAACAAGACGGUCGUAGAGGUCUCUCUGCCAUCUAGAGGCCUUGAAGGGAGUAUCACAUCUCUUGGAAACCUCACCAGCCUGCAGCAUCUUAACUUGUCCUACAAUUCACUGUCUGGUGACCUGCCCCUGGAAUUGGUGUCAUCCAGCAGUAUCAUUGUCCUCGACAUCAGCUUUAACCAUAUCAGUGGGGACUUGCAUGAUCUACAUUCUUCAACCUCUGGCCAACCUCUAAAGGUACUUAACAUCUCAAGCAACUUGUUUACAGGACAGUUAACAUUCACAACAUGGAAGGGGAUGGAGAAUCUAGUGGUGCUCAAUGCUAGCAACAACAGCUUUACUGGGCAGAUUCCAAGUCAUUUCUGUAACAUAUCAUCAAACCUUGCUAUCCUUGAACUCUGUUACAACAAACUCAGUGGCAGUAUACCCCCAGGGCUCAGUAAAUGCUCCAAGCUCAAAGUGCUCAAGGCUGGCCACAACUACCUCAGUGGGCCUCUCCCUGAAGAACUCUUCAAUGCUACCUUGUUGGAGCAUCUCUCUUUUUCCAGCAACAGUUUACAUGGAAUACUUGAGGGCACUCAUAUAGCCAAACUCACUAAUCUGGUCAUCCUUGAUCUUGGAGAAAAUAAUUUCAGUGGAAAGGUACCCGAUUCAAUAGUUCAGCUCAAAAAAUUACAGGAACUUCAUUUGGGCUAUAACAGCAUGUCUGGGGAGCUGCCAUCCACCCUGAGUAACUGCACAGAUCUUACAAACAUCGACCUCAAGAGCAACAAUUUCAGUGGAGAACUCACAAAGGUCAAUUUCUCCAACUUACCAAAUCUAAAAAUGUUAGAUCUUAUGCGGAACAACUUCAGUGGCAAAAUUCCAGAAAGCAUAUAUUCAUGCUACAAACUAGCUGCACUGCGUCUAUCUUAUAAUAAUUUCCGAGGCCAGUUAUCAAAGGGACUAGGCAAUCUGAAGUCACUCUCGUUCCUUUCACUUGCUAGCAACAAUUUUACAAAUUUGGCAAAUGCACUUCAGAUACUAAAGAGCUCCAAAAACCUCACCACCCUUCUUAUUGGGCUCAACUUCAUGAAUGAGACCAUGCCAGAUGACAGCAUUGCUGGUUUUGAGAAUCUACAGGUUUUGGGCAUCGAAAAUUGCCUAUUGUUGGGGAAAGUGCCUCUUUGGAUAUCAAAGAUAGUAAAAUUGGAGGCGCUGUCUUUGCAAGGCAAUCAACUAAGUGGACCGAUACCAACCUGGAUAAACACCCUGAACUAUCUUUUCUAUUUAGACCUAUCAAACAACAGCCUUACAGGGGAUAUUCCAAAAGAAUUAACGAAUAUGCCAAUGCUAACUUCAGGGAAGACUGCAGCUGAUUUGGACCCAAGGAUCUUUGAUCUAACAGUUUAUAGUGGCCCAUCACGUCAAUACCGCAUACCAAUUGCUUUUCCUAAAGUGCUUUAUCUAAGCAGUAACAGGUUCACAGGUGUGAUUCCCCAAGAGAUCGGUCAGUUGAAUGCCCUCCUUUCACUCGAUAUCAGCUCAAACAACUUAACAGGACCAAUCCCCACAUCGAUAUGCAACCUCACAAACCUGCUGGCGCUAGACUUGUCCAACAAUAAUCUCACAGGUAGAAUCCCAGCUGCAUUGGAGAACCUGCACUUCCUUUCCACUUUCAACAUUUCUAACAAUAACCUGGAAGGGCCUAUUCCAACUGGCGGCCAGUUUAGCACAUUCCAGAAUUCUAGCUUUGAGGGGAACCCAAAGUUAUGUGGCUCUAUGCUUGCCCAUCGAUGCAGUUCAGCUCAAGCAUCUCCAGUCACCAGAAAAGAAAAAAAGAAGGUUAGUUUUGCAAUUGCAUUCGGCGUGUUCUUUGCAGGGAUUGCCAUUCUUCUGUUGCUGGGCUGUCUCCUUGUAUCAAUCAGGGUAAAGUGUUUAGCAGCAAAAGGUAGAAGGGAGGAUAGUGGAGAUGUUGAAACGACUUCAAUAAAUUCCAGCUCAGAGCACGAACUGGUCAUGAUGCCUCAAGGCAAGGGAGACAAAAACAAGCUCACAUUCUCUGACAUUGUGAAAGCUACAAAUAACUUCAACAAGGAGAACAUCAUUGGGUGUGGUGGUUACGGUCUAGUGUACAAAGCCGAGCUACCUAAUGGAUCCAAGCUUGCAAUUAAGAAGCUCAACAGUGAGAUGUGCCUUAUGGAAAGGGAGUUCACUGCUGAGGUUGAAGCACUCUCCAUGGCCCAGCAUGAAAAUCUUGUGCCACUGUGGGGUUAUUGCAUCCAUGGAAACUCUAGGUUCCUCAUAUAUUCUUUCAUGGAGAAUGGCAGUUUAGAUGAUUGGCUUCACAACAGAGAUGAUGAUGCUAGCACAUUUCUUGACUGGCCGACGAGGUUGAGGAUUGCCCAAGGAGCAAGCUGUGGUCUUUCCUAUAUCCAUAAUGUCUGCAAGCCGCACAUUGUCCAUCGUGACAUAAAAUGCAGCAACAUACUGCUUGACAAAGAAUUCAAAGCUUAUGUGGCAGAUUUUGGGCUGGCAAGAGUGAUACUGCCCCACAAAACUCAUGUUACGACCGAGCUGGUAGGCACUCUUGGUUACAUUCCACCUGAGUAUGGGCAUGGGUGGGUGGCUACUUUGAGAGGUGAUAUAUACAGCUUCGGAGUUGUCCUUCUUGAGCUACUCACAGGAUUGCGACCUGUUCCAGUUCUGUCAACAUCAAAAGAACUUGUCCCGUGGGUGCUGGAGAUGAGGUUUCAGGGAAAGCAAAUUGAGGUCCUGGAUCCAAUACUCCGUGGCACAGGGCAUGAAGAGCAAAUGCUGAUGAUGCUUGAAGUUGCUUGUAAGUGUGUGAAUCAUAAGCCUUCCAUGAGGCCACCUAUAAUGGAAGUAGUCUCAUGCCUGGAAAGCAUCAAUGCUGGUCUGCAGAGACAAAAGUCAACCAAGACAGAGCAGUUACCAUCCAGUUACACAUGAUGGUACUGCAGUUAAAUGAAUAGGGAGAGUAGAUAUAAUUUUCACUAGAGGUACCGGUUUGAGUUGGGCUAGUACUACACUACAUCCUGUACAGUUUCUUGCACAUUAUAAAAAUAGAUUUUGAGGAAGAUAAGUACGCAUCCCCCACCUAUUUUUUUUAAGUACUAGUAACAUGUAUGCUCUGGUCAGUUUGUAGAAGUAUUUUGGAAAAGCAAAAGCAAGUGAAAAACGAAUGUACUUGCUGAGUU